AUGUCGCUGCGCAAGGAGGAUAUUAGUAUCACCUCCUCGUUAACUGCCCUAGGCCUUAAUUCCUUGGUGAGUGUCGAGAUCCGCAGAUGGUGGCGGCAGAAUCUUGGGCUGGAAAUCAGCGUGUUGCAAAUCACCUCGUUGGAUUCCGUCCAACAGCUAGGUGUGCUCGCUAUCGAUUCACUUCGGGAGAAGCAUCUAGGAGGUGAGGGGCAGGUUCCUGCCGCUAAGAAGUACAUGACGCCUAGGUGGUUAAGUCCCUUCGAAACGGAUGAGCGGCCAGCUCCGGUGGCGUUUCAACGUUCUCCACGCCAUAGCUGGGAUGACAAGGGACAGUACUUGAAGGUGAUGGCCGGUCUAGAACCUAGUUCGAAGCUGCUAUAG
This is a messenger RNA of Aspergillus niger, 381 nucleotides long. RefSeq lists its product as uncharacterized. The transcript is spliced from 2 exons. The record is from RefSeq and is a predicted model, not a curated record. Bases 1 to 381 code for a protein of 126 amino acids. NCBI's taxonomy places the organism in Eukaryota, Fungi, Ascomycota, Eurotiomycetes, Eurotiales, Aspergillaceae.